UCAGAAACUCCUGUGAACAGAACUCCUCCCUCCACAUCCAACACCAUGACCAACUCCUGCUGCUCCCCUUGCUGCCAGCCCACCUGCUGCAGGACCACCUGCUGCAGGACCACCUGCUGGAGACCAAGCUGUGUGACCAGCUGUUGCCAGCCCUGCUGCCAGCCCAGCUGCUGUGGCUCCAGCUGCUGCCAGCCUUGCUGUCAAACCACCUGCUGCAGGACCUGCUUCCAGCCAUGCUGUGUGAGCAGCUGCUGCCGCACACCCUGCUGCCAACCCUGCUGCUGUGUGUCCAGCUGCUGCCAGCCCUGCUGCCAGCCCAGCUGUUGUCAGUCCAGCUGCUGCCAGCCCAGCUGUUGUCAGCCUAGCUGCUGUCAGUCCAGCUGCUGCAAGCCCAGGUGCUGUAUCUCCAGCUGCUGCCAGCCCUGCUGCAGGCCUAGCUGCUGUCAGUCCAGCUGCUGCAAGCCCUGCUGCCAGCCCUUCUGCCUCAACCUGUGCUGCCAGCCAGCCUGCUCUGGACCUGUGACCUGCACCAGGACUUGCUACCAGCCCACCUGUGUCUGUGUGCCUGGCUGCCUGUCCCAAGGCUGUGGGUCCAGCUGCUGUGAGCCCUGUGGCUGUUGAUCAACUUACCACAGACCCACUAGCAACAAAUCUGCAAGAUAACCACAGUACAUCAAAUCUACAACAAUUCUCUACUAAUAAUAUGUACUUAACAGUAAUACAUGUCUCAUAAAACUGCAUCAUUUUCUUAUAAACAGAUUUGUAACUUGAUCACUGGCUACCAUCAAAUCCACUUUGGUAUCUUUUUUAUUACUCUGGCUGCUUCGAAACAUCAACUGAUCUUCACAGGCAUUUGUGAUCUCAGCUUUGACCAAGAGAUAGUUGCUUUUUUAACCAAGAAAAUAAAAAUAAGAAAAAGUAUUCAUAAUCAUCUAAUUAGAACCUCUCAGUGAAAAAUAUCUAGAAUUUUAUUCCAAUGUUUUUAUAUGAUUUCAUGAUUCAUCUUGUAACUCCUUCAUGACCACUCUAUAUUGUCUUCUUAGCUAAAUAAAUAAAUAAAUAAAUAAAUAAAUAAAUAAAUACAUUGUCC
Mus caroli (Ryukyu mouse) is the source of this 1090-nucleotide messenger RNA. Lineage: Eukaryota; Metazoa; Chordata; Mammalia; Rodentia; Muridae. The record is from RefSeq and is a predicted model, not a curated record.